Molecule: messenger RNA, 1420 nt
Organism: Arabidopsis arenosa
Lineage: Eukaryota; Viridiplantae; Streptophyta; Magnoliopsida; Brassicales; Brassicaceae
Source: the annotation of a GenBank genome assembly
AAUCACAUUUUUCCAACUGUUUUUCAUAUUAGAGUCUCUCUGAUCAAAUAAACCCAAAUUAAAAAAGAGAGAAGAAAGCCAUGAAUGCUUUAGCAGCAACCAACAGAAACUUCAAGCUAGCUUCUAGGCUUCUUGGUUUAGACUCAAAGCUCGAGAAAAGUCUUCUCAUUCCCUUCAGAGAGAUCAAGGUGGAAUGUACCAUACCGAAAGAUGAUGGAACUCUUGCAUCGUUUGUUGGAUUCAGAGUUCAACACGACAAUGCAAGAGGUCCCAUGAAAGGUGGAAUCAGAUAUCAUCCAGAGGUCGAACCGGAUGAAGUAAACGCUUUGGCUCAACUCAUGACAUGGAAAACAGCAGUGGCUAAGAUACCUUAUGGAGGAGCCAAAGGAGGAAUCGGUUGUGACCCGAGCCAGCUAAGUAUCUCCGAACUCGAACGUUUGACUCGAGUUUUCACUCAGAAGAUCCAUGAUCUCAUCGGGAUUCAUACCGAUGUUCCAGCUCCUGAUAUGGGAACCGGUCCUCAGACAAUGGCUUGGAUUCUUGAUGAAUACUCAAAAUUCCAUGGACACUCGCCUGCUGUUGUGACCGGAAAACCCAUUGACCUUGGUGGAUCUCUUGGGAGAGACGCUGCUACAGGAAGAGGAGUGUUAUUUGCAACAGAAGCUUUACUCAAUGAAUAUGGAAAGAGCAUAUCUGGACAGCGAUUCGCCAUCCAGGGUUUUGGAAAUGUGGGUUCUUGGGCAGCGAAGUUGAUAAGUGAAAAAGGUGGUAAGAUUGUGGCGGUGAGUGAUGUCACAGGAGCAAUCAAAAACAUGAAUGGAAUUGACAUCUUGAGUUUGCUCGAGCAUGCCGAAGAAAACAGAGGAAUCAAAGGGUUUGAUGGUGCUGAUUCAAUCGAUCCUGAUUCGAUUCUUGUCGAAGAUUGUGAUAUUCUUGUCCCUGCAGCUCUAGGCGGUGUCAUCAAUAGGGAAAAUGCAAACGAAAUCAAAGCGAAAUUCAUCAUUGAAGGUGCUAAUCACCCAACUGAUCCUGAGGCUGAUGAGAUCUUGAAGAAGAAAGGUGUUGUAAUCCUCCCAGAUAUAUACGCAAACUCGGGAGGAGUCACUGUAAGUUACUUCGAGUGGGUUCAGAAUAUACAAGGAUUCAUGUGGGAUGAAGAAAAGGUGAACAAGGAGCUAAAGACCUACAUGACUCGCGGGUUCAAAGACUUGAAAGAGAUGUGUAUGACUCACUCAUGUGAUCUCCGUAUGGGGGCUUUCACUCUUGGUAUUAACCGUGUCGCUCAAGCUACAGUUAUCAGAGGUUGGGGUUCUUGAAACCCCAUGAAAACUAAAGAACAAGAAUUCAGAUAAUCCUUCAAUAUUGUUGAUUUGCUUUGCGAUUUGAAUCAAUUUUCGAGUAAUAAAAACUAUGUGCUGAU